Messenger RNA from Cydia splendana, 8306 nucleotides. RefSeq lists its product as uncharacterized. The transcript is spliced from 26 exons. The coding region runs from base 236 to 4744 and encodes 1502 amino acids. The record is from RefSeq and is a predicted model, not a curated record. Gene Ontology annotation, molecular function: ADP binding; protein binding. Gene Ontology annotation, biological process: regulation of apoptotic process. NCBI's taxonomy places the organism in Eukaryota, Metazoa, Arthropoda, Insecta, Lepidoptera, Tortricidae.
AGAAAACAGAAAAGUGCAUUAGAAAAAGAAAAAGAUGCAUAGAAAAUACAAUACAAAUGUGCAUUACCCACGAAUGUAUCGAAUAAUACACUUGUUUGUUUGGGUUAUUUAGUUUUUUUAGUGCUGAAUUUAGUUCUAUCAUUACAUGAUUACAGGAACGUUUGUUGUGAUGUAUUUGCAAGCUAAAUAAACAAGUACUGGAUUGCGGUUGCCAUCGCGGGAUGCCUCUAACACCAUGGACAAAAGAAACCGCUCCCUGCUGCAGCUGCACCAGCAUGAUAUCGUCCGGGACCUGGACGUCACCUACAUUAUAGACAAGCUGUACCAAGAGAACGCCAUCUCCAAUGAGGAUAUCGAGCACAUAUCCAACUUGACAAACCGUGUCGACCGCACCCGCUACCUAAUCGACACGCUCCUCCAGAAUGGCAACAACGCGGCCUACCAAGCCUUUGUAGACAGUCUGUUCAAGGACCACAACUGGCUAUGGGAGAAACUCCAGUUAGACCUGAAUGAACCAAUGGUUAACGCCAGUUUCGAGGACAGCCUUAGCAAAGGCGACGUGCCGAGGUUGCCGGAUCAUUAUGUCCAGAGGGUUGCUGUGGAAAAUGAAGUGGUCACCAAGCUCCGAAGUCUCGCGCGCCACAAGAUCUUGGCUCUCCACGGUAUGCCAGGGUCCGGAAAGACUUCCGUGGCCAUUGGCGCCCUCCGGUACAACCCCGACCUCAUCAACACCACAUUUAGCGGCGCCGUGUUCUGGCUCAAUUUCGGCAACUGCAAGACUGAAGACGACAUCCUAAGUUUACAGAACAAAUUAUACCGCAAAGCAUCAUCCUCAAUGUACGUCCACAACUCGUACAUGAAUUCUUCUAUCUCCAUGUCCAGCAUCGGAUCCAACGCGGACAGCCAAUCGCUGUCCAGCUACGAGUGGACCUGGCAGGAACUACGGGACAGACUCAAAGCACAGUUCGCUGAGAACGUGCUAAAAGAUGCCCUCCUAGUGUUAGAUGAAGUCAGUGAGAAGAGAUACCUGGAGGCGUUCGAUAUCGGGUGCAAGAUACUGAUCACUACGAGGGACACGGAUGUCGUGGAUAAUUUCCAAGCACAGAUCAUUAAGAUAGGAAACAACUUCGAAGAGAAAGAGUCCCUAGAACUCUUCGCUUCCUGCUUGGACGUGGACGUAAGCAUGUUACCGCGUCAAGCCAAGAAACUACACGACAUCUGCAAAGGCAACCCCUUUACCAUCGCGCUGUUGGGCGCCAUUUUGUCAGAGAACAGGCAGAGUUUGAACCAUGACAAUAGUAGAUGGACUUAUUACGUGAAUAAGUUACAGAAGAAGGAAUUCCUGUUUUUACCGCGGCACGACAAUCCGAUCAAAGUCUGCAUAAACGCGCUCGACUCCGCCACACUGCCGCUAUUCAAAAAACUCGCCAUACUCCCCGACAACGCUAAAGUCACCGCUAAAGUCAUCGGCCGCCUCUGGGACAAAAACGACUCAGAAGUCGAAACUAUCAUGAAAAAGCUCCGUCGGAAAUGCCUUAUAAUGGAAGAUUACAACUACGACGAAAGAAUGUACGUUUAUGAAAUACAUGACUUGAUUAUGAACUGUCUAAGAUCGUCGCUAAGCGAGGAUGAAAUGAAGAAAACUCAUGCAGAAUUCCUAAAGAGAUACCACUAUGAUAACAUUAAUACUACACCGCUAGAUAUAAUCGAUGACGGUUAUAUAGCCUUCUAUAUCGGUUAUCAUAUAUAUAACACUAAGAAUUCUAAUAAUAAGUGGAGUUUGUUUCAUAAGUUGUUCUUGGAUUUGAAGUUUUUGGGGAAUAAGGUGAAGUUGACGGGACCGGGUGAUGUUAUAUUGGAUUUGCAGAAGUAUGAGGAAUUGAUUGUUGAAGAUGACCUAGACAAAGACCUACUGCUAGCUCUGAAGGUGUUCCUAGGCACCCACGGCAUAGACCUUUACCGGUACCCGUGCACGGACCUAGCGCAGAGCAUAUUACAACACGAGUCCAAAGGCAUACUGUACAGUAAGGCGGCGGCGGUCGCACAAGAGAAUACUGCUAAAAAUGAACUUUAUUUCGAGUUUCUGCACGAACAGAACGUAGAGGAGAUCAAACAUUCAACAAUAGACCUUAAGGAGGAGAACAUAAGAUGCGUUGGUUUCCUCGGUGACUACGUUCUAGUAGGCACUCUAUCUGGCUCUAUAAAGAUGUUCAACAUAUCAACGAACAACCUGACCAAAGAGCUCCCCGGCAACGGCUCGCCCAUCAAGUGGGUCGGAGCGUGUCCCGUCAACCCGCCCGUCGUGGCCGCGCUCGCCUUCGACGGCGUCCUCACUGUGUGGUACGUCGACGACGUCGAGGCGGACACGGAUACUAUCGCGGACACGGAUACUAUCGUCGAAGAAGACCCUGAGGAAUUAUACAACAACAAUUACCCCGGCAACCUGAUUAUCACGCCAAAAAUGGGCCCCUACAUCGGCUGCCGAUGGCUGAACGACUCCGAGAUACUCGUCGCGCACACCGCCAAGAUCGUCGUACUGUAUGACCCUCAAGGGGCUCCGAGACACACUUACACGGACCUUGUGGAGAGGGACAGAGAGUUGUUGUGCUGCGUACCCAGUUAUGACGACAGGUAUUUGAUAAUGGCGUUGGCCAAUAACAAUAAGAACUAUGUAGAUGUUAUCGAUCUGAAGACUAAAGAAAAAGUGGUCUCAUUAGAAGAAAAUGAUACUGUAUUGGAUAUCAUCACAGUGCCAGGCACACACCGAAUAAUAAUUCUAACACCUAGAGAAGUGAUAGAGCAUGAACUAGAACUGAACGGACAUCAAACCAGCCUCGGUAUCUGCCGCACUCGCUCCAUCAUCACAGGUGACGCAGUGCGGGCCGAGCUAACGUUCCUGUCGUUGGCGGUCAACAAGACUGGCUCCCUGUUGUUCAUAUCCACCGAUGACAGUCGCAUUAUAUGCGUCGACCUUAACAACUUGGCGAGGAUCUUCGACCUUGAAAAUCGGAGAGGCAAUGUGAUGUCCAUGGCUGUGAGCGAAGUGUGGCACGACAUCCUACCAGGGCCGGAUGUCCUACUAACUGGGACGGGCACGAUAGAAAACUGCGCCAAGGUGUGGCAGCUCGACCCCUCUUACGUGGCGCUGAAUACUCAGAAGAAUGGGAAAGUGCGACUAACGACAAAGUUCGAUGUGAGUUUUGUGGAAGCCGUGUCGCCGCACACGCCGACGGGCAACGGCAGUCACAGCGUCCACGCCACGCCGAAAAGAAACAAGUCCUUCGCUCUACACUCCGAGGAUGAAAGGAAGAAACCACCGCUCAAAGGCACCAUGAGUCUCGACCGCCACUCCAAGCCGUGCCUCGCGCUCAACCUCAAAGGAAUAUGCAACAACGACAGCGGCGCACAGCCCCUGCUGGCCGUGCUGGACGACAAGAACAACAUACAGAUAAUCCGUGGAACAAAAAUGCUCACCGAAAUAAUAACGAAGGCAGACGAAAGGAUAACUGCCCUAAAAAUCUCCCCAUGCAACCAGUACAUCAUAUACGGGCUGCGCUCAGGCCGGGUGCAGAAAUACGCGCUCCGCACUAAAGAGACCAAAAUUAUUCUUGACGUGAAGAGUGCAGUUCAGUACCUGAGCUUCGUGAAUCCUAACUUGUUGGUGGCGGCGGGGAAGAAUCGGUGUCUGAUGGCGUACAGAUUGAACAACGACGGGAAAUGGAUGCCGGAGAUGCUGCAGAAAGGGAACAGCUAUCUGGGGUCGCAGGAGAUAUUAAAUGAUAUGGAAGGUAUAAAAAAGAAAAACGGCCAACCGGACCGCCUAUCCAACUCAAGCAGUGAGAGCAGCCUCAGUUCCAAAGAUCGUCAAUUCCCAGGCACCAGAGGAUGCCUCAGCGAAAGCACUUUAGUUGACUGUUUCUACCACAAAGGGCUUUUAACAGUGGAAUAUAAUGCCACUGUUAAACUCUGGGACGAGCUGCAUUGGAGGGCUGAAGUGUUAAAUGGGAGGCAGAAUGACGUACAAGUCAGUUGUGCGGCGUUUAGGAAAAAUGUGUUGGUUGUCUGUGAUGACUAUAAUAAGAAGUUUCAGACGUUCGAGCUGCGCGAGGGGAACCAAACAGAACUGCACAAGAUACAGGAGUACAGACUGAACAACAAAAUUGUUUCCUGCGACCUUACGUCGGAUGGCCUUAUACUGGCUAUGGGACUCGACUCGGGCGAUGUUGUGCUAUGGAACGUGCAAGGCAAACGCCAGCUCCGCCUCCUAAAGCACCACAAGGCAAAGGUCCAAUGGUGCGCCUUCUCCCCCGUUCCCGACCGCGUCUUCACCUCCCCCCACUCCCCCACCACCCCCACCGAUGAAAACCAACCCCCCCUCGUCCUUGUCACAAUGGCGGCCGAAAUAGUCUGGUGGAACAUAACGUAUGUUAUAAACAACAAACCGCCGCCACGGAAGAUCAACGUGGUGACUCCGCUGGUGUUGAGUCCACGGGAGAUCACUUCGGCUGUGGGGAACAUGAGUAUUGGCUCGAGUAAUUUCUUCUUUGGGGGCGGGGGAGUCAGUUGCUGGAGGGAGCUUUGGAGAAAAAAGACAUAUAAGGAGGGCUCAAAAAGAAAAGACAUCUUGGCGUGCAUCAAGUUGUCAGGUAUGAACGCAAAAAAGCUGUGUUUCGACGAGAAAUUCUCUUGUUUCGUGACCGUCGACAACCCUGGCCACAUCCACAUAAUGAACGUUAUGUCGUAGCAACGAAACUGUCGCAGUGCUACAGCUAGGGCUGCCACUCGAUGUUAUGGGUGCAUUGGUUUGUGAAAUUAAAUCUUAAUAUGUUUUAUUUUGCCAGCUAAUUUAUCUAGCGAGGGAAAAUACUAUUGAGGUUAAGACUUCCCUGGCUAAGUUAUCUGGCAAGGAUAAAUUUUAAAUUCCGCUGGCUAUUGCGAAAUAUGCGAAAUGUAUUCAUAUCGUUUUGAUUUCGCUGGAUAGAGUAACUGGCGAAAGUUUAUUGCGCACGUAAAUAAUUAGGUAUUCGAAGAGAGUGUUUCUAGUACCUGUUUUAGAUAAUGUUUGAUGUGCGCAUAUAAAACAAAAAUGCCCCUAACAGAGAUGACAGUCUCUUAGGGCUAUUAAAUCGUUAAAUAGAUUUUUAAAUAAAUUUUAAGCUAUGUAUUGCGUACACAUUUUUUUUUCGCUUAUAUUAUUAGUUAAUUUCAAUGGUGAUAUACCAGUUCUUCCAAUGCAUUUCAAAUGUUUAUGUUAAUAUUAAUUUUCUAUUAGUUUCAUAAAUGUAUACGAUUUGCCAUUACGUAUGUUAAAAUGAUUUUAGUAAAUUUUUAGUUAAUUUUAACUGGAGCGAAAUUAAUGCAUGUGAUGUGUUUAAACAAAAAAUGUAGUCUCAAAGUAGUUCUUACCUUCAUAUCUUUUGGUAUGAUUGAUGAAGAUUACAGUAUUAAUAUUAAGCGACUCUCUAUUCAUCCAUCCAGAUCUGAAUUUACCUGCAUAUUUUGUAUACCGUUAAAGUCCUUUCGCUUUUGAUUAUUAUUUAAAUUUCGUAUUCGUAGUGUUUACUAUAGUUAUGAAUUUAAACUGCCCGCCUCUUCGACUACGUAAAUAAUACGAUUAAGAUAAUUUUAUACAUUCUUAUAUUUUACAACGAAAAUGAUGCUCACUAUAACGUGAUAUUUUGAACAAAAUCAUAGCGUAAAAGUCAAGCGCACAAUACGUAACUUAAGUACGUUGGUUGUUAAAAUAAGCAUUUUGUAAGCCUUAAGGUUCUUCCGUCAGUCUUUUACUGUAUCUUGGACAACUGGACUUAAUGUGCGAAGUGCAACAAAAAAUUGUGUUGUCUUUAUACUGUAGUUGUAUUUUCAACAGUAAACGUAUUGAUAUGAAUAUUAUAACGUCACGAGUUUUUGAAUGUCUUCGCACGUUUAUUGUGGUUAAAUUUUUUGUAUCUUAAGAAAAUGUAACUUGUAAGCGUAAUUCAAAUGGUUGAUAAAAGCAGCAUUGCAAUAGCCUAAUUAUUGAGAUUACGAUGGUUAGUCUGGUUAACUAAUGAGAUUUACCAUGUGUUCAAUCCCACCACGUUCUGUCAUAAAUACGUACAUAUUUAACAAUUAUAAAGUAAGUAACCUUUAUGCACUGCGUGUUUUCUGAGCGUUUAAGUCUAUGAGAUGAAAUAUAUUUCAGCCGUUUGGCGAACUCGAAAUAAAAAGAACUGUCAUGCAAUCAGGUUGAUAUUUCAGACCCAUUAAGUCCAUACUUUUCUAACAAAAGGGAAUGAUUUAAGACCAAUUCAGUGUAUAAGGGUAAAAUACUUAUAAUAGCCAAUAUAUCAUAGAGUAUUAUAUUACUAUACUUAGUCGUAAUUUUAAAUAGUCAUAGUUGUAGCAAACCCUGAACAUUAUAGCGCCGUCUCAAAACUACCGUACAAUUGUUAUUUUUUAUCACAUUGCAGUUAUUUUUUUAUUCCAUAUCGAUUUUAUUUCGAAACGUGUUUUCAGUCCUAUCCUAGUCUGAACUAGGUUAAAAAUAAUAUAGUAAUGACAUUUUGGUUAGUAUAUAUUUUGUUAAAAGAUGAAAUAAACUACAUACAUCAUCUAGUUGUGUUAACGUAGUCAAAAUUUACCUUGCAAAUAUUUGAGUAGUACUUACAACACCCUGGCCGAACUACCCUCGAUCACUGGAUAUAUUCGUGAAUCUUUUUGCAGUGUACUUGCUAGAUUAAAAGAGUACAUUUAUGAGAGACAGCCGUCGAAUUUUGAUGUCUCACAAUAAUAAACGCAUAUUUUAUACUUUACUGUAAAUAUCUCGUAGGCUGGUACUUUUAUAUUAUAUAUUGCCUUAAUUGUGCUAAGUGGUUCAAGUUCAAUUGUAUCUCAAUUUUAGUGAAUAUCAUUAGAUUAAUAUACAUUCCUAUAUGUGAAAAUUUAACCUCUUUCAAAGGCGUCAUCGCAUUAUUAUUUAAAAACUGUGUAAUUUUUUUGGAAAGUUUAAUAAAAUGGCUGGACUAAAAUUGACAAAAGGUAGGAAAAACUUGUCAAUUUAUGAGAAUGAACCGAUUUUCGUUAAAAAUACGAAUAUUAAUGAAACUAGCGAAAUUUAUUUUUAUCAGAUAAUUAGAAAAUCGAAAUUGAUUUCUGUGAUUUAAGUUCGUGAAAUUUCAAUUAGAUAAAUUUUAUAUUUUAUGCUCAAUGAACGAUAGAAAAAGUAUUCCUGAAAGUAGGCAAUAUUUUUAGUAUGAAAAUGUUCGCGUCCAUUUAUAGAAAUUUGUUCCUGUGAUCUUAUUUUAUUUUAAAACUGUUUCUUGGGUAACACGGAAUAUAUUGUACGUCCAGAUCAAUACAGUUUUCCGUGGACCAAGGCAGUUGAAGUUUAAAUGCUAAAGACCAGAGUGGUCUAUGUUUUAAAAAGAAAUAAAUAACUUACAUAUACAUACUUACAUUCGUUUGAAAUUACACAUAUUUUUUUCUUAUAUCAACGGAGUUUUGUAUGAGUCUAAGGAUUGAAAUCAUCUGAAGGUUUUUACUAAUAGUCUUCUCGCUAGAUGUUAAAGAAAAGUGCCAUUUUAUUGGUCGGAUGUAAAUAAAAACAUAGUUAUAUAAUGUGAUGUAGUCCGCUUUGGAUCUCCAAUUAAAAUGUACAUACUAUUGUAACCUAAUUUUAAUCUUGGAUAUAAUUAUGUAUGGUGCUAUAUAAUAACAUAAUAAUGUAAGUUUUGUUGUACGAAAGAAUGUCAGAUUAUAAUAAUGUGUUCUAUUUUUAUAUAAACUGACAAUGAAACAAUUAAUAACAUUUUUAUAAUAAUUUUAUGUAAGAAUUAUGCGAUGCUCAAAUAUGCAUUUGAUAUCUGUUCCUAAUUUUAUACAAGAUUCUGUUUCUUGUAAAUCAUCAUCGAACUAUUGUUAUUUUGCUUUGAAAAAGUUUAUUGGGUAAGGGCUCAAUCAUACUGAUACUUAGUUUUGCCACCGAAAUCACAUUUUGACUUCCGUGUAAAAACUUGUUCUUUAUUACCUACCACUUUUUUGUCAUUAGUACGAUUGUGCUUUAGAUAGAAAUACACUCUCUCAAAUAGUAAACAGUUUUAACACUUAUGUAAUGAUGAUUGAUUAUCAUAAUAUUUCUAUAAAGACAUUGUGUUAUUAUAAUUUUUUUAAUUGCAGAAAUUAUCAAAAUUCUAUGCUAGUAUUUUUUUAUAUACAUGAGAAAUGCAAUAAUUUUAGUAGAAUUCUAUAUUUUAGGCUCUAAUUGGAUGAUAACCUUAUUUUAUGAUAAAUCUUUACAUUUCCAAAUAAAUCAUUUUUUUUUAUAA